Messenger RNA from Aureobasidium musti, 525 nucleotides. The record is from the annotation of a GenBank genome assembly. Lineage: Eukaryota; Fungi; Ascomycota; Dothideomycetes; Dothideales; Saccotheciaceae.
AUGAUGAGUUCAGUCACAGCAUUCUUCUGUAUCUGGACCUGUCCUUCAGUAGCGCAAGACGCUGUGAUCGAUGAGCUCGUAUCUGAUCUACGCGCAGCAUCCAACAUACUGAGUGCUACAGGUGAGCACUGGCCUGGAGCGAAGCGAAGCCGCGAUAUUCUGGAUGAGUUGUCGCACAGAACUAUCAGCUGGAUGAUGGAUCGCAAGAAUCGCAGCGAUCUCAGAUACUCCAACCCGAGCACAGCACCUGGCCAUGAUAAUUCCCUCAACACGGGUUCGAGUAGCUACAAUGCAGCUUCUCUCAACAACCAGCCUGAAGCUAGAGUUACAACAGGACAACCCCAAGCCGAUGAGCUCGAUGUGUUCAUGCAGCAGUACAGUCGGAACUGGACACCUGGGCUGGACUUUCUUCCAUCAGCUUUUGAACAAAUGUCAGACCCAAACACUGGCUUGUGGACGGGAGACAUGAACACCGACACAUUCCUGCAGGAUCUCUUUGACGGACUGGCUCCUAUGUCUUUCUAA